Molecule: messenger RNA, 1201 nt
Organism: Phascolarctos cinereus (koala)
Lineage: Eukaryota; Metazoa; Chordata; Mammalia; Diprotodontia; Phascolarctidae
Gene: MPV17
Product: mitochondrial inner membrane protein MPV17
Biological process (GO): regulation of mitochondrial DNA metabolic process
Cellular component (GO): mitochondrion; cytoplasm; membrane
Molecular function (GO): channel activity
Source: RefSeq, a predicted model, not a curated record
CUUUCCCCGAGCGGAUGGGGCGGGCCUUGCACGGGAAGUCCCGUGCGGGUGAGCGGGAGCGGACUCGCAGAGACGGGCGGUAUCUAAGGAGACAUGAUUCUCUGGCGGGCAUACCAGCAAGUACUGGCUGCUCACCCAUGGAAGGUACAGAUUCUCACAUCUGGGUCCCUGAUGGGGAUAGGUGACAUCAUCUCUCAGCAGCUGAUAGAGAAACGGAGUUUAGAGAAGUACGAGGUCCACAGGACCCUAACCAUGGCUUUUAUAGGCUGCAGCUUUGUGGGCCCUGUGGUAGGUGGCUGGUACAAGGUUUUGGACCGACUAAUCCCUGGCAACACCAGGAUGGAUGCACUGAAGAAGAUGGUGGUGGAUCAGGGGGCCUUUGCCCCAUGUUUUUUGGGGUGCUUGCUUCCACUGAUUGGUACACUUGAUGGACUGUCAGCCAAGGAUAACUGGGCCAGACUGCGACGGGAUUACUCUGAUGCCCUCAUCACCAACUACUAUAUCUGGCCUACUGUGCAGUUGGCCAACUUCUACCUUAUUCCCCUUAUCUACAGGUUGGCUUUUGUCCAGUGCGUUUCUGUUGUCUGGAACACCUACCUAUCCUGGAAGUCACAUCAGGCCUGAGUCCUCCUCUCCUCAUGUCCCCCUACAUUGGAGCUGUACCUCUUGACCCUGGGAUGGGUUCAGAUGUCUUCAGAGCACUCCCAGACAGUUUUUAGGAUGCCAAGCCACUGGACAGAAAGGACUUCUGGGAUGGGACACUGAAAUGAAUCAACGCCCCCCCCCGCCCCAUGAAAUGUAAAUAGUACAGCCUUGCAAGUAGUUUUAGAAAAUGAAAACUGAUGUGUUUUACUUCCCUUGUUACCAUUAUGUGCAGUCUUUGCCUAAUUCUCUGCUCAUCUUUUCCUAACCUAUCCUUCUUCAAGUUUGGCUAGACCCUUAAUUCACCCUAGACCUUUACAGACAGCUCUGCCUUAACUAAAUGGCGGUGAUAAUUGAUGUGGUUUGUGGCUCUAGACACAGAAUACAGUUCCAACAGAGAGUCAAAGAUUUGUGAUGCUGUUUGGUAGUUCACCCCAACCUUUCCUACUCCCUGACUGAGGGAAAAAUUCAGUCAGCUCUGAAGCCAGAGCGAAGCACCUAUCCCUCUUUUUCCACCCUUCUUCCCUCACUUAAGAAUAAAAGAAUCAGCUAGGCUAGA